This is a messenger RNA of Indicator indicator, 3891 nucleotides long. It is a transcript of the gene APAF1, whose product is annotated as apoptotic peptidase activating factor 1. The coding region runs from base 1 to 3747 and encodes 1248 amino acids. The record is from RefSeq and is a predicted model, not a curated record. The transcript is spliced from 26 exons. NCBI's taxonomy places the organism in Eukaryota, Metazoa, Chordata, Aves, Piciformes, Indicatoridae. Gene Ontology annotation, biological process: apoptotic signaling pathway; regulation of apoptotic process. Gene Ontology annotation, molecular function: protein binding; ADP binding. Gene Ontology annotation, cellular component: apoptosome.
AUGGAUGUCAAAAGCAGAAAUUAUUUACUUAUGAAUCGCCAAGCUUUGCAAAGAGACAUCAAGACUGCUUACAUUAUGGAUCGGAUGAUUUCUGACGAAGUGCUAACACUGCAGGAGGAGGAGAGAGUGAAACAACAGAGUACACAGGAGGAGCGAGCAGCUAUGCUAAUAAACAUUAUUCUUACAAAAGAUAAUAACUCCUAUAGAUCCUUUUAUAAUGCACUGCUUCAUGAAGGCUACAGGGAUCUUGCUGCUCUUCUUCAGGAUGGCAUCCCUGCAGUCUCCUCUGGUAACAGAAAGAGUUCAAUGGAUGGAAUGACUUCACAUGUGAAGACAGUUCUCUGCGAAGGAGGUGUGCCCCAGAGACCAGUUGUGUUCGUCACUCGGCCAAAGCUGGUAGAGGCUAUUAAAAAGAAGCUCUACUGCUUGGGAAGUGAUCCAGGCUGGGUCACAGUUUAUGGAAUGGCAGGCUGUGGGAAGACUGUUUUAACAGCAGAAGCUUUAAGGGAUCAUCAGCUUUUGGAAGAUUGCUUUCCAGGAGGAGUUCACUGGAUCUCUGUUGGAAAGCAGGACAAAGCAGGGCUCCUAAUAAAACUUCAGAAUCUCUGCAGUAGAUUAGAACAUGACUCUACUCUUUCACAAAGGCCACCACUUAACAUUGAGGAGGCUAAAGAUCGUCUGCGUCUGCUGAUGCUACGGAAGUAUCCCAGGUCUCUUUUGAUCCUGGAUGACAUUUGGGAUUCCUGGGUAUUAAAAGCAUUUGAUAAUCAAUGUCAGGUUCUUAUUACCAGCAGGGAUAGGAGUGUAACAGAUGCUGUGGCUGGCAAUAAAUAUGAGGUUCAUGUGGAAAGUGGACUAGCACAUGAGAAAGGACUGGAGAUCUUAUCCCUGUUUGUGAAUAUGAAAAUAUCAGAACUGCCAGAACAAGCUAACCUCCUUGUAAGGGAAUGUAAAGGUUCUCCUCUUGUGAUAUCCUUGAUAGGUGCAUUACUACGAGACUUCCCUAGUCGCUGGGAAUACUAUCUCAGACAGCUGCAGAAUAAGCAGUUUAAAAGAAUAAGGAAAUCAUCUUCUUAUGAUUAUGAAGCCCUUGAUGAGGCAAUGUCCAUAAGUGUUGAGCAACUGAAUGACAAUUACAAAGACUACUAUAAAGACCUCUCUGUCCUCCCAAAAGAUGUUAAAGUACCUACUAAGGUUCUCUGUAUUCUUUGGGAUAUGGAAACUGAAGAAGUUGAAGAUAUCCUGCAGGAAUUUGUUAACAAGUCACUGUUGUUCUGUGAUCGUAAUGGGAAGUCAUUCCAUUAUUAUUUACAUGAUCUUCAGCUUGACUUCCUUACCGAGAAGAAUUGCAACCAGCUUCAGGAGCUACAUAAAAACAUAGUAAAUCAGUACAAGAAAUACUACAAACUUAAUACACCUGUUCCAUCUCAAGAGGAUUGCAUGUACUGGUACAACUUUCUAGCCUAUCACAUGGCUGGUGCCAAUAUGCAGAAGGAACUCCGUGAUCUUAUGUUUUCUUUAGACUGGAUUAAAGCUAAAACAGAACUGGUAGGGCCUGCUCAUCUGAUUCAUGAAUAUGUAGAAUAUAGUUCAAUCCUGGAUCAAAAGGAUAGCACAGUACGUGAGAACUUCCAGGAGUUCCUGUCUUUAAAUGGGCACCUGCUUGGACGGGAGCCAUUUCCUGACAUUAUACAGCUGGGUCUUUGCCAACCAGAGACAUCAGAGGUGUAUCAACAAGCCAAGCUCCAUGCUCAAAGAGAAACAGGAACGUUUUAUUUGGAGUGGAUAAAUAAAAAGUCCUUGAAGAACCUCUACCGGCUGGUUGUUCGUCCACACAGAGACGCAGUUUACCAUGCCUGCUUUUCUAAAGACAGACAAAGAAUAGCAUCCUGUGGAGCUGACAAAACACUUCAGGUGUUUAAAGCAGAAAGUGGAGAGAGACUGCUGGAGAUAAGUGCCCAUGAUGAUGAAAUACUUUGUUGCUCUUUCUCUGCAGAUGGUGAGCUUGUAGCAACUUGUUCAGCUGAUAAAAAAGUGAAGAUCUGGAAUUCAAGAACAGGCCAGUGCAGAAGUGUGUAUGAACAUGUGGAGCAGGUGAAUUGCUGCCAGUUCAAUAACAGAAGUGGUCAGUAUCUUUUAGCCACCUGCUCAAAUGACACUUUCAUCAAACUUUGGGUUUUGAACGAAAACCGUUGCAGAAACACAAUGAUAGGGCAUCAAAAUUCUGUCAAUCACUGCAGAUUUUCACCAAAUGAUGAAUAUGUUGCUAGCUGCUCGACAGAUGGAACAGUGAAGGUCUGGGACACUCGCUCGGGAAACGAACAGAAGAGUAUUGAGGUAAAAGAUUUCUUCAAAAAUGCAGAUGAGCAACCAGAUGAUGUGGAGGUUUUAGUAAAAUGUUGCUCUUGGUCAAGAAAUGGUGAUGUGAUUUUGGUGGCAGCCAAAAAUAAGCUUUUGCUUUUUGAUGUUAAAACAUGUGAUUUGUUGUCACAAGUCAUUGCAAACCACCACAGCACAAUCCAAUACUGUGACUUCUGUCCUGGUGAUGAGUUAGUAGCAGUUGCUUUGUCUCACUGUUCUGUUGAGCUAUGGAAUAUUAAAUCUCUAUCAAAAGUGGCAUACUGCAGAGGACACAUGAGCUGGGUUCAUUGUGUAACAUUUUCCCUGGAUGGAUCUUUAUUUCUGACAUCUUCUGAUGAUCAGACAAUACGUAUUUGGGAAACAAAGAAGGUGUGCAAGUCUUCUGAUGCUGUGCUAAAAAGUGAACUGGAUGUUGUGUUUCACAAUGAUGAAGUGAUGAUUUUAGCAAUUUACAACCAGAAGCAUUUACAACUUAUCAAUGGAAAUACAGACAGUGUAAUCAUGCAGACAUCAGCUCAAGAAUCCCCCAUUUCCUGCUGUUGCUUAAGUGAGGAUCUUAAAUUUGCAGCUUUUGGACAAGAAAAUGGAACAAUAAAGGUAUUACAGUUGGUGGAUGGGAGAGUUCUGAAGUCCCAGGAGGCCUACAGGAUAUCUGUGCAGCAUUGUCAAUUUACACCUGAUUGCCAGACUCUCAUUUCAAGUGCCCAUGACUCAGUUAUGCAGGUAUGGAAUUGGCAGUCUAAUGAAUGUGUGUUUCUAAGAGGACACAAAGAAGCAAUCAAGGAUUUUAGACUUCUGGAAAAUUCAAAACUUCUUUCCUGGUCAUUUGAUGGAACUGUUAAGGUUUGGAAUAUCACUACUGGAAACACAGAAAAAGAUUUUGCUUGCCAUGGAGGUGCUGUUCUUUCCUGUGCUGUUUCACCUGAUGGUAGUAAAUUUUCAUCUACUUCUGCUGACAAAACUGCAAAGAUCUGGAGCUUUGAAAGCUCUUCUGUUCUUCAUGAGCUGAAAGGACAUGAAGCCUGUGUGCGGUGCUGUGCUUUCUCUCCUAAUAACAAAUUAAUGGCCACUGGAGAUGACAAAGGAGAAAUAAGGAUUUGGGACAUUCAAACAGGUGCACUACUUCACUUCUGCUCUCCAGUUACUGGCGAUGAAGGAGAACCAACACAUGGUGGUUGGGUAACAGACCUCUCAUUUUCUCCUGACAGUAACAUGCUUGUGUCAGCUGGAGGCUAUCUUAAGUGGUGGAAUGUAACUACUGGAGAAUCCUUACAAACCUUCUACACCAAUGGCACAAACCUCAAGUCAAUCCAUGUGUCGCCUGAUUUUGAAGUGUAUGUGACUGUUGAUAAUCUUGGUAUUCUUUAUGUGUUGCAGCACUUGUGAUUAAGGUGCUGAACGCUGCAAAGAGAAUUCAUUCUGUUUUUAAGCUGGAAACAAAAUUCUGCUCAACCUUUGUCUGACACUCACGAAGCUGUGAAUUUUAUUUCAUUGUUUUAUUCAUGAUGGUUUUUUGUAUGUUUGUGUACA